AUGGUACAAGAAAAUGAUACCCACAUCCAUGAGUUCAUCCUCCUGGGAUUCCCUACCAGCACAGAGCUCCAGGCUCUGCUGUUUGUAAUUUUCCUUGCUAUGUAUUUGCUGACUGUCACCGAGAACAUGGUUAUCAUCACUUUGGUCAUAACCAAUCCCCAGCUCCACAAGCCCAUGUACUUUUUCCUGGGCCACCUGGCUUUCCUAGAGGCCUGCUACAUUUCAGUCACCGUUCCCAAGCUGCUGGUCACCUUCGUGGUGAAGAACAAGAACAUCUCCUUCACCAGCUGCUUUGCCCAGCUGUACUUUUUCAUCGCCCUGGUGUGCACGGAGUGUGUCCUGCUGGCCGCCAUGGCCUACGACCGCUACGUGGCCAUCUGCACCCCGCUGCACUACACGCUCACCAUGGGCCGCAGGGCCUGCCUGCAGCUGGCCGCGGGCUCCUGGCUGCUUGGCUUUCUCAUAGCUGUGCUCAAGGUCUUCUUCAUUUCCCAGCUCUCCUUCUGCGGCCCCGGGGUCAUCAACCACUUCUUCUGUGACAUCAGCCCGCUGCUCAACCUCUCGUGCGCCCAGCGGCGAUUUGCUGAGAUGGUGGAUUUCAUCUCGGCCUUGUUUACUUUGUUGAUCCCUCUCUCUGUCAUCAUAAUUUCUUACACCUGCAUAAUCAGAACUAUUUUGCUCAUUCCCAAGGCCCAGAGCAGGAAGAAAGCCUUUUCCACCUGUGCUUCUCACCUGGCUGUGGUCAUAGUUUUCUUCUCAGCCACGCUCUUCAUGUACGCUCGGCCCAGGAGUAUAAACUCCAGGGAUCUCAACAAGCUGGUUUCCAUAAUUUACACCAUAGUCACUCCAAUGCUAAACCCAUGCAUUUACUGCCUCAGGAACCAGGAAGUAAAGGACACUUUAUUGAAGGUCUUCUGUAGCAGGGCUGCUCCCUCCAAAGUUUCUGCAUCUGACCCCUAA
Vidua chalybeata is the source of this 960-nucleotide messenger RNA. Its product is annotated as olfactory receptor 6B1-like. Gene Ontology annotation, molecular function: olfactory receptor activity; G protein-coupled receptor activity. Gene Ontology annotation, biological process: G protein-coupled receptor signaling pathway. Gene Ontology annotation, cellular component: membrane. NCBI's taxonomy places the organism in Eukaryota, Metazoa, Chordata, Aves, Passeriformes, Viduidae. The transcript has a single exon. The coding region runs from base 1 to 960 and encodes 319 amino acids. The record is from RefSeq and is a predicted model, not a curated record.